CCGGGGGUCUUGCCUUCCUCUUUCGUCACCUUUCGUACCCUCCGGCCUCACUCUUUCGACGACAAGAUGGAUGGCGAGCUCUUGCGCGUAUGGCAGCUCGUCCACGAACUCAGCGAGCAGCUCGCGCACAACCAAAAGCUUACUGCGACUCUCCAGUCUCAGGCUAGAGCUCUUCAGACCCAGGCCUCUCACAAUAGCAGUGGUUUCGUUCUGAGACGCUUUAAUACGGAUAUUACAAAAGAGGUAUUCGAGUCUGAGUUGGAGAGAAUGAACGCGCAAAUCAUCAUCGAAAAUCAGACACUGUUACACGAGAACAAGCAACUGAGCAUGCUGCUCAAGGAGUAUGAAGGCACGAUGGACACUGUCAUGACCAAGUUCAGAAACCAUGCUUUGGCAGCUCAACAACAUGAGCUGACGCUUACGAGACACUAUGAAGGCCUGCUUAUGGCUCGUGAAAAUCAGACGUUAUCUGCAGACCUGUCCUCAUCGACUAACAUGGCACGAUCACUUCAGCGAUUAUCACACAACCUCCGGAAUCUACUUCGCUCCAUGGCCGGGGAGAACCCUGAUGCAGAACCCCAUCAUCUGCGGUCCCAGUCCGAGGCUGAAUAUGAAGAUGGCUCCUCGGACCAGCUCAUUGAUCCCGUCGAACUCCAGUCACUUCUGGAUGCGUUGGACGAGCAUGCAACUUACACAAAUGCUGCUGGGAGGGAAGAUUGGGCCAUAGAACGCGAAUGCGAGAUUGCACGGUUGGAGCGGGAGAACGGCGAGUUGAGGAGAAUGCUAGGUAUCGACCCUUCAAGUAUGGCGGAGACUGGCAUCGAUAUGGACGCAGAGGUGGAGAGAAUGGAACGGCGGAGGCAUCCGGAGCUUUCGCAGCGCCAGAGGGCGGGUGGGCAUGGUAGAGAGGACAGCGGUGAUGUCUACUGGCCAACUAAUAGCGCCAGCCAGCAGCCGCAGCCGUACCAGGCCUCUACCACACCCCAGCCGGGACAAACAAAUGAUGUGGGUACAAGGCUCCAGAGAGCCUUGGAUUUCCCCGGCAUGCGAACUGGUACUCAAGGCAGACGUCCAGGAAUGUUUGGUACUACUGGACAGCGAGGGGGAUUGGGUCGAGGUGCUAUAGGCGGUGCCCCGCCGCCCCCGCCUCAAAGCCUCUGGUCCAAUCAACCUCCAUCGCCUGCACCACCCGUCAUAUCUGAUCGCCUUUGGCCAUCACAAGGUGGAUCGACGCUUGACCUGAGCAGAUGAAAGUCGUUCGUUUUAUGGUUAUAUUUUUUUGUUUCAUUUUGGAUUGUACGACGGGAUCAUGCAGUUUAAUUUAUGUAGACAGGGACACGUGUACUUGGAUAGAGAUUGUUAUUUUUGCUAUGAUUGCAGAUAUUAUCAUUUGCGUAGCCUUUCUAUGUCCCCUCUGUCGUGGACACGUCGCCGAGAAUAAUUUACAAGUAUUCUUGGUGUGAGG
Messenger RNA from Desarmillaria tabescens, 1465 nucleotides. RefSeq lists its product as uncharacterized. Lineage: Eukaryota; Fungi; Basidiomycota; Agaricomycetes; Agaricales; Physalacriaceae. The record is from RefSeq and is a predicted model, not a curated record. The transcript is spliced from 4 exons. Bases 67 to 1251 code for a protein of 394 amino acids.